AUGUAUAGUACAUUGCAGACCACAGGGCUUCAUAAUGCGGGAUCUUACAUCUGGCUGUGGCUAUUAGCAGAGCAGGGAUGGUGAUAGAAGACAUUUGAUAAUGAUGGAAGGUCUUAAGUUUCUAAAAUAAUGUUCUGCAGUGUCUUCUGCCUUUGCUUUCAGGUGAAACAUGCCACCACUCAACCUUACCAGCUUGACGCCAGCAACAUUCAUACUGGCUGGCAUCCCAGGCAUGGAGAAGCUGCACAUCUGGAUCUCGAUCCCAUUCUGCUCCAUGUAUCUGGCAGCCCUGCUGGGAAACGGUGUUGUGUUGUUUGUCAUAAGGACAGAACAUAGCCUGCACCAGCCCAUGUACCUCUUUCUGUCCAUGCUGGCCAUCACUGACUUGAUGCUGUCGACCACAACUGUGCCCAAGAUGCUGGCUCUGUUCUGGUUCAACACUGGGGAAAUUUCCUUUGGCGCUUGCCUGACCCAGAUGUUCUUCCUUCAUUUUAGCUUCUCGGCAGAGUCGGUGAUCUUGCUGGCCAUGGCGUUUGACCGGUUUGUUGCCAUCUGUUACCCGCUGCGGUACCCAGCAGUGCUGAGCCACUCAGCCGUCAUCAAAACUGGGCUGGUGGCUUUGCUGAGAAGUUUCUGUGUCAUUUUUCCAUGUAUAUUUCUUUUGAAAAGGCUGCCGUUCUGUGGGCACAAUAUCAUCCCACACACCUAUUGCGAGCACAUGGGUAUCGCCCGGCUGGCCUGUGCUGACAUCUCCAUCAAUAUCUUGUAUGGCCUUGCGGUACCUUUUGCAGCAAUAGUGGUAGAUGUUGUACUCAUUGCUGUCUCCUAUGUUUUAAUUCUUCUGGCAUUAUUCAGACUCCCCUCCAGAAGUGCCCAUCACAAGGCUCUCAGUACCUGUGGCUGUCACGUCUGUGUCACAUUACUUUUCUAUAUUCCUGCUUUUUUCACUGUUUUAACGCACCGCUUUGGUCGGGGAAUCCCCCACCAUGUCCACAUUCUACUGGCCAACCUGUAUGUGCUCUUCCCUCCACUGCUGAACCCCAUUGUGUAUGGCGUGAGAACAAAACAGAUAAAAGAGAAGGUUGUGAAAGUGUUCAUCUCCCCCAACAGUCAUUUGCUUCAAGAGUGA
Falco peregrinus (peregrine falcon) is the source of this 1129-nucleotide messenger RNA. Its product is annotated as olfactory receptor 52B2-like. The transcript has a single exon. NCBI's taxonomy places the organism in Eukaryota, Metazoa, Chordata, Aves, Falconiformes, Falconidae. Gene Ontology annotation, molecular function: olfactory receptor activity; G protein-coupled receptor activity. The record is from RefSeq and is a predicted model, not a curated record. Bases 170 to 1129 code for a protein of 319 amino acids. Gene Ontology annotation, cellular component: membrane. Gene Ontology annotation, biological process: G protein-coupled receptor signaling pathway.